Messenger RNA from Oryza sativa Japonica Group (Japanese rice), 1426 nucleotides. RefSeq names its product RHOMBOID-like protein 2. Gene Ontology annotation, biological process: proteolysis. Lineage: Eukaryota; Viridiplantae; Streptophyta; Magnoliopsida; Poales; Poaceae. The record is from RefSeq and is a predicted model, not a curated record. Gene Ontology annotation, cellular component: membrane. Gene Ontology annotation, molecular function: serine-type endopeptidase activity.
UUUUAAACCUCAAACACCGAGUCUUUGGUCGUCUCAGUGUCCGUCUCCUUCCUCAUCUCCAACUCAGGAGAUCAUAGAAUCCGAAACGAACCGUUGCAGCAGCUGAUCGUCAGGCCAUGUCGAACGCCGACGUGGAGGCCGGUGGGCCGGCGGGGAGGGAGGCGACGACGGGGAUCAAGCCGCCGCCGGGGAGGUACAACCCGAGCGGCAACGGGCCGAACGCGGUGGCGCCGGCGCCGCCGCCGUUCUACUACUACGACCAAGCGGCGGCGCAGGAGCGGCACCACCGGACGUGGGUGGUGCCGCUGGUGGUGAUAGCCAACGUGGCCAUGUUCGUGGUGGUGAUGUACUACAACAACUGCCCGGCCAACGGCGGCCGCCGCGACUGCGUCGGCCGCAGCUUCCUCCGACGGCUCUCCUUCCAGCCGCUCAGGGAGAACCCCGUCCUCGGCCCCUCGGCCGCCACGCUGCGGAAGUACGGGGCGCUGGACUGGUACGGGGUGGUGCACGGCAACCAGGCGUGGCGGCUGGAGACGAGCACCUGGCUGCACGCCGGCCUCAUCCACCUCGCCGCCAACAUGAUCAGCCUCCUCAUCAUCGGCAUCCGCCUCGAGCAGCAGUUUGGAUUCUGGAAGGUCGGGCUGGUCUACCUCGUAUCCGGCUUCGGCGGGAGCGUCCUCUCCGUGCUCUUCAUCAGCAGAAAUGGCAUCACCGUCGGCGCAUCCGGCGCCCUCUUCGGCCUCCUCGGCGCCAUGCUCUCGGAGCUCAUCACCAACUGGACCAUCUACAGCAACAGAUGUGCAGCCAUGGUGAACCUGAUCAUCAUCGCCGCCAUCAACCUGGCGCUGGGUAUACUCCCCCGCGUAGACAACUUCGCGCACAUUGGGGGGUUCGCCACCGGGUUCCUCCUCGGCUUCGUGCUGCUGAUUCAGCCCCAGUUCGGAUGGUCGGAGCAGGUUUCCAGCGCCAAGUCCAAAUACAACGCGUUCCAGAUCAUUCUCCUGACUCUCUCCGUGGCCUUGUUGAUAGCAGGGUUUGCAGCUGGGUUGGUCAGUGUUUUCAAGGGAGUGGACGGCAACGCUCAUUGCAGCUGGUGCCACUACCUCACCUGCGUGCCGACAUCCAGCUGGAAAUGCGACAAAUGAACAGGAGAUCAGUGACGCAUUAGCAUGCCAUGCCUCCCACUUGUCACUGCAGGGGAGAGAAUGCCACCCUGCUUAAGAGGGAACAAUCGAGAUACAAUAGAUAUUGUUUCUGUUUGAGACCACACUGUAAAAUUUUUACGCUAUAUAGAACUUCAAUAUUGUCCAUUCUUACCUAUAUUCUUCUGUGAAGUGUUGAUCAGAAAUCUGCUUGUAUAUGCUGAACCAUGUAACCCUCUGCUCUCUUACCUGGUCAAGUAGCCAGUUCCUGUCUUAAAAAAAAA